This is a messenger RNA of Conger conger (European conger), 1259 nucleotides long. RefSeq names its product syntaxin-1A-like. Lineage: Eukaryota; Metazoa; Chordata; Actinopteri; Anguilliformes; Congridae. Gene Ontology annotation, cellular component: plasma membrane; endomembrane system; presynaptic active zone membrane. Gene Ontology annotation, molecular function: SNAP receptor activity; SNARE binding. The coding region runs from base 110 to 976 and encodes 288 amino acids. The record is from RefSeq and is a predicted model, not a curated record. Gene Ontology annotation, biological process: intracellular protein transport; synaptic vesicle fusion to presynaptic active zone membrane; exocytosis. The transcript is spliced from 10 exons.
CGGCUCUUGAAAAUGAAGCCAAUACGCGGUAGAAAUCGAGUUAGAGACAUUAUAUCAGCAUCUUAGACUAGGUUCCUGGGAAACUAAGUCAGUCCGCCCGUUUAACACCAUGAAGGACCGCAUGCACGAGCUGCGAACUGGUAAGGACAGUGAUGAAGAUGAGGAGGUGGCAGUCGGCAUGGAUAACGAGUGCUUCAUGGAUGAGUUCUUUGAGCAGGUGGUGGAGGUUCGGGGGUUCAUCGACGCCCUCGGCAGGAAGGUGGAGGAAAUGAGACGGAACCACAGCGCCAUCCUGGCAGCGCCCGACCCGGACGAAAAGAUGAAGGUGGACCUGGAGGUUCUGGGGAGCGAUAUUAAGGAGCUGGCGAAUAAAGUGCGCUCAAAAUUAAAGGGGAUACAGCACAGCAUUGAGCAGGAGGAGGGACAGAACAGGUCAUCAGCCGACCUGAGAAUACGCAAGACCCAGCAUUCCACUUUGUCCCGUGCAUUUGUGGAAGUGAUGUCAGAAUACAACUCCACCCAGUCAGACUACAGGGAGCGGUGUAAGGGCCGGAUCCUGCGGCAGCUCGAGAUCACUGGUAGGAACAUCACCAAUGAGGAGCUGGAAAGUAUGCUGGGAAGUGACAACCCUGCCAUCUUUACCUCCGGGAUGGUGAUGGACUGUAAGAUCAGUGAACAGGCGGUGAGCGAGAUCGAGACGCGGCACGCUGAGAUCAUGCGUCUGGAGAGCAGUGUUCACGAGCUGCACCACAUGUUCCUGGACCUGGCCGUGCUGGCGGAGAACCAGGGGGUGUUGGUGAACAACAUCGAGAGGAACGUGCGGGGUGCGGAGGAGUACGUGGAGAAGGCCAAGGAGCAGACCAAGGCCGCCAUCAGCGUCCGCAAAGUUAGCCGGCGCAAGAUGAUGUGUGCUGGGAUCUGCUUGGCUGUGGUGUUGGCUGUUCUCAUCAUCGCACUGGCUGCAGGCCUCAGCUAGCCAGCCUGCGGCAUUAAUCUGACAGACCAGACCAAUCAAUCCCCGUCUGGCUCGGUGACUCGACCCGGCUGCUGGACCUCGUCUCCAGCCGCUGGACUGCCUACCGCACUGUGUGUUGUACACAGUGUGCAGCCUCAUGCAACACAUUCUACUGUGACUCCAAUGAGUCACAACAGCGAUGGCCGCUUUCCUUCUGGAACGAGCGAAUGAUUGAAGCCGCUGUUGAUCUGUCCACAUGAGGGUGAGCGCUCCAGGCUCUCUCCUCUACCCCCCUCCAUCUCCU